Molecule: messenger RNA, 936 nt
Organism: Cynara cardunculus var. scolymus (artichoke)
Lineage: Eukaryota; Viridiplantae; Streptophyta; Magnoliopsida; Asterales; Asteraceae
Exons: 2
Coding region: 1-936 (311 amino acids)
Source: RefSeq, a predicted model, not a curated record
AUGGACCUGGAUCCCUCCAAGGGCCUACAGAAGCCUGAGCACAAUUCUUGCCCGUUGUGGGUUAAGUUUUUUAAUAUCCCUCUAGUUGCUUUCAAUAAAGAGGGUAUUAGUCGUAUUGCUAGUGCCAUAGGCGUCCCAUUACGUUUAGAUGCUUGCACUGCCUCCACUUGUGAUAAAGCAUGGGGUCGUACUAACUUUGCUAAAGUGUUGGUGGAUGUGUGGGCCGUGGGUGAAAUGCAGAGGAAUAUUGAAGUGGUUAUUCCAAGGCUAUCAGGUACUGGAGAGGAUAUCAUUAAUGUUGUUCUGGAAUAUGAUUGGGUUCCUUCCCAAUGUUCAGUUUGCAAAGUGUUUGGUCAUCGAACGGUGUCAUGUAUGAAAGGGGAUAAUGCAAAGCCAAGGGUUUCUGAUACCUUCACGCAAAAAAGGGGGUUUAAAGAGAUCAGGCGGAAACAGUGGAGGCAAAAGGAUACAUCAGGCCGUAAGGAUUUUCAAGCAACAUCAUCUGGAGCGGUCACAGGUACGCAUGAUACUUUAACUGGGGUUGGUGAUUUAAAACGGGUUCAGGAGGUGUCCAAUCCCUCGGGGAACGAUCCAAAUGUCAAACAUGUUUCAAGUUCUGGGGAUUCUACGAAUUUGGAGGGGAAGGAUAAUGGAAAGGUGGACGGUYAGUUCUGUACGGUGAAUGCGGGACGAACGCCAAGGGGGAGAGAGGAUGUUUCCAAUGUUAAAAUCUUAUCGAAAGGGAAUCCGGAGUUAGUGCAAAAGGUGGUGCAAGCUUUUAAACCUAGGAGAGGUGCAGUUCUUGAGCUGAAAACUAGCAAUCGGUUUUCUUCUUUAUCUGACGAGUCUAGUGAUGAUGACGAAAUGGAGAUCAUUGACACGGAGGGGCACAUUAAGGCACAACGAAGAGAGGAUGUUCCACCUUCGUCUCAAUGA